UCCCAGAGGCCUCGGGGGAGUUUUUUGGCCGGGAAAGGUGCAAUUGUGUGCAGCUAUUCCUGCCAUGGAAGGGAUGGAGGAUGCAGAGGCCGACUGCUCUGUAGCGUUCGCGGAGGCUCAGAGAUGGGUGGAGGAAGUAACAGAGAAGAAUUUUGAAACACGGGAUUUUCGGGCCUCUCUAGAAAAUGGUGUUCUGUUGUGUGAUUUGAUUAAUAAGCUUAAGCCUGGAAUCAUUAAGAAGAUCAAUAGACUGUCCACACCAAUAGCAGGUUUGGAUAAUAUAAACGUAUUUUUGAAAGCUUGUGAACAGAUUGGAUUGAAAGAAGCCCAGCUUUUCCAUCCUGGGGAUCUACAGGAUUUAUCUAAUCGAGUCACUGUCAAACAAGAAGAGACUGAUAGAAGAUUGAAAAAUGUUUUGAUAACAUUGUACUGGCUGGGAAGAAAAACACAAAAUAACCCCUACUACAGUGGUCCCUAUCUUAAUUUGAAAGCAUUCGAGAAGCUUUUAGGACAAGCUCUGACUAAGGCACUUGAAGACUCCAGCUGCCUGAAAAGAAGUGGCCGGGACAGUGGCUACGGUGAUAUCUGGUGUUCUGACCGAGGAGAAUUUCCUGCUCCUCCAGGCAGCCAGAAGAGGGAAGAUUCCUUUGAAAGCUUAGACUCUUUGGGGUCCAGAUCAUUGACCAGCUGCUCCUCAGAUAUCACAUUGAGAGGAGGACGUGAAGGUUGCGAAAGUGACACAGAUUUGGAAUUUACAUUCAAAAUGCAGGAUUUUAACAAAGAUGAUAUGUCCUAUCGAAGGAUUUCAGCUAUUGAACCAAAAUCUGCUUUACCAUUCAAUCGUUUUUUACCCAACAAAAGUAGACAGCCAUCCUAUGUGCCAGCACCGCUGAGGAAGAAAAAGCCAGACAAAAAUGAGGAUAACAGAAGAAGCUGGGCAAGCCCUGUCUACACAGAGGCAGAUGGGACAUUUUCAAGUAUCCAGAGGAGAACUGGGAGCACCAAUGCAGAGAAUUGGGCAACAGUCCGAGAACCUUCAAACUCCUCUCAUUACUUGGAAGAGGAAGAAGAAAAACCAACAAGGUUACCCAACAUUGUCAAGGAUGAUCUGUAUGUGCGAAAGCUAACUCAAGUCAUGCCAAAUCCAGGGAAUUCUUUUGAUCAGUUUCUUCCCAAAUGCUGGAUUCCAGAAGAUGUGAACUGGAAAAGAAUAAAAAGGGAAACCUCUAAACCGUGGUAUAAAGAAUUUCAGGGAUUCAGAAGGAAUUCAGACUCUGAGGAUGAGGACUCGGGUUCAACCAUUUUUAGUAGAAUACAGAGAGAACAGUGUAGGCUAGAUGGCAACUGCCAGAGAUCUUCACUCUUGCUGGAACUAGCUACUCAACAGGCCAUAAAAUCACGGGACACACACACAGCGAGGAAAAGCAGUGGAGUCUCAGAGGAGCCCAGUCAGUUUUUAUUACUUCAGGCCCUCCAAACAUACUCUGAUGACAUCUUGUCUUCUGAAACAAAUAUCAGAAUUGAUCCCACUUCUGGCCCAAGGCUCAUAACCCGCAGAAAGAAUCUCUCUCAUGCACCAGGCUAUAGGGGAGAUGACUUUGAGAUGCCAACUCUGGAUCCCGACUUAGAAAAUGAUGAUUUCUUUGUGAGAAAGACUGGAGCUUUCCAUGCGAAUCCAUAUGUUCUCCGAGCUUUUGAAGACUUUGGAAGGUUCUCUGAGCAAGAUGAUUCUGUGGAGCGAGAUAUAAUUUUGCAGUGUAGAGAAGGUGAACUUGUACUUCCAGAUUUAGAAAAAGAUGACAUGAUUGUUCGCCGAAUUCCAGCACAGAAGAAAGAAGUGCCUCUGUCUGGGGCCCCAGAUAGAUACCAGCCAGUCCCUUUUCCUGAACCCUGGACUCUGCCUCCAGAAAUUCAAGCAAAAUUUCUCUGUGUACUUGAAAGGACGUGCCCAUCAAAAGAAAAAAGUAGUAGCUGUAGAAUAUUAGUUCCUUCAUAUCGGCAGAAGAAAGACGACAUGUUGAUUCGGAAGAUCCAGUCUUGGAAACUGGGAACUACAGUGCCUCCCAUAAGUUUUACCCCUGGCCCCUGCAGUGAGGCUGACUUACAGAAGUGGGAGGCCAUCCGGGAGGCUAGCCGACUUAGGCACAAGAAACGACUGAUGGUUGAGAGACUCUUUCAAAAGAUUUAUGGUGAGAAUGGGAGUAAGUCCAUGAGUGACGUCAGCGCAGAGGAUGUUCAGAACUUGCGUCAAUUGCGUUAUGAGGAGAUGCAGAAAAUUAAAUCACAAUUAAAAGAACAAGAUCAGAAAUGGCAGGAUGACCUUGCAAGAUGGAAAGAUCGUCGGAAAAGUUACACUUCAGAUCUACAGAAGAAAAAAGAAGAGAGGGAAGAAAUUGAAAAGCAAGCACUUGAGAAGUCUGAGAGAAGCUCCAAGACAUUUAAGGAAAUGCUGCAGGACAGGGAAUCUCGAAAUCAAAAGUCUACAAUUACAUCUAGGAGGAUGUAUUCCUCCGAUGAUGUUUUGAGUGAUGAAGAGCUACCUGCUACUCUGACUCAGUCCGAAGCCAGUUAUCAGAGCGAGAGAGUGGAAGAGGAGGGAACAACACAUCCUCCUGAGACUCCUAAAGAAGAGCCUAUAACUUUUAUGGAAAGACAGGACAGUGUAGCAUCUGAAGUUCAGUUUCCUUCUACAAGCUCUGCAGAAUACCCAGCCUCUUUGUCUUCUCAGCGUUCCCUGAGUAUGCAAAUAGAGUCAACUCGAGUUUCAUCUUCUCUCCCUAGAAGUUACCAGAAAACUGAUACAGCCAGGUUAACAUCUGUGGUCACACCGAGACCUUUUGGCACACAGUCAAGGGGAAUCUCAUCACUCCCUAGAUCCUUCACGAUGGAUGAUGGCUGGAAGUAUAAUGGAGAUGUGGAAGGUAGUAAGAGAAUCCAAAAUAAUUCAUUCAACACACCUGCCCAGAAGCCUGACAAUAGCCAGUUGGUCUCAAGCUCAUCCAGCAAGAGCCAGGCAGCUGCAGGAGAAGGCCCAAACUCAGUGUCUGAGUCGGGAGAAGGAAGAAAUUCACCACAAAGAGAGGUCUCCAGGUCCCAGGAUCAGUUCAGUGAUAUGAGAAUCAGCAUAAACCAGAUGCCUGGGAACAGCCUUGACUUUGGGUUUACAAUAAAAUGGGAUUUUUCCAGGAUCUUUGUGGCAUCAGUUGAGGAAGGUAGCCCAGCAGAAUUUUCUCAGCUACACGUAGAUGAUGAGAUUAUUGCUGUUAACAACAUCAAGUUUACAUAUAAGGAUACAAAAGAGUGGGAGGAAACCAUGGCUCGUGCUCGAGAAACUGGAAACCUAGUGAUGGAUGUCAGGCGCCAUGGGAAGUCUGAUUGGGGCAAAGACCAGCCUUCCCUGCCAUUUAUACGGCAUAAAACCCUCAAUCUCACCAGUAUGGCUACCAAAAUUAUAGGUUCACCUGAAACAAAGUGGAUUGAUACAACUUCUGGAAUUUACAAUUCAGACAAGUCUUCAGAUUUAUCAGUAACAACUGAUUUCUCCGAAAGCCUUCAGAGCCCUACUUACACUGAAUCCAAAGAAAUCAAUGGAAUUCAUGAUGAAAGCAACACUAUUGAAUCAAAAGCAUCUGAACCCAUUUCUUUGAAAAACUUAAAAAGACGAUCACAAUUUUUUGAACAAGCAGGAAGCUCUGACUCUGUGGUUCCUGAUCUUCCAGUUCCAACCCUCAGUGCCCCCAGUCGCUGGGCAUGGGAUCAAGAGGAGGAGCGAAAGCGGCAGGAGAGGUGGCAGAAGGAGCAGGACCGUCUACUUCAGGAAAAAUACCAACGUGAGCAAGAGAAACUGAGGGAAGAGUGGCAAAGGGCUAAGCAGGAGGCUGAGAGAGAGAAUUCCAAGUACUUGGAUGAGGAACUGAUGGUCCUAAACUCAAACAGCAUUUCUCUGACCACACGGGAACCUGCCAUUGCCACUUGGGAGGCCACCUGGAGUGAAGGGUCCAAGUCUUCUGACAGGGAAGGAACUCGAGCAGGAGAGGAGGAGAGGAGACAGCAGGAAGAGGAUGUUGUUCAUGAGGACCAAAGACAGAAGCUGCAGGAACAAUUCAUUCUUGAGAGAGAGGGGAAACUGAAGGAGCAACAAGCUCAGGAAGAACAGGAGAAGAAACAGCGGGAGGCUGAGGCUGAGGCGCAGAAGCACCGUGCAGAAGAGCAGAAGCGCCAGGCAGAGAUAGAGAGGGAAACUUCUGUCAAAAUAUACCAGUACAGGAGGCCAGUUGAUUCUUAUGAUAUACCAAACAAAGAGGAAGAAUCUUCAGGUUUUCUUCCUAGUGACAGGAAUAAAUCCAGAUCUACUACUGAAUUGAAUGAUUACUACACAAAUAAAAAUGGAAGCAACAAAUACUUGGACCAAAUUGGGGGUACAGGCUUUUCACAGAGAAGCUCCAAGAAAGAUUCAACCCCCUCAGAAGCAGAGCUGGAGAGACAGCAGAUUCUCCAGGAAAUGAGAAAGAGAACAUCCCUUCACCAUGACAAUAGCUGGAUCCGACAGCGUAGUUCCAGCAUAAAUAAAGAGCCCAUCUGUCUGCCUGGGGUCAUGAGAAGAGGUGAGUCUCUAGAUAACCUGGACUCCUCCCGAUCUGCUUCUUGGCGACAGUCCCCUUGGCUUGGUCAGCCUGCAGGCGUCUAUGCUUCUUCCUCUGUUCAAGACUUCAGUCGCCCACCACCUCAGCUGUUGUCCACAUCCAACCGUGCCUACAUGCGGAACCCAUCCUCCAGUGUGCUGCCUCCUUCCGCUGGCCCUGGGAAGGCCACCACGGGCGGAGUCACCAACCAGACCCCUGCCCCUCGCAGCCAUUCCCCUUCCACUCCACAGCCACAGCCACAGCCAGGCACUCAGCCCCGCAGCAGGUCAGUCAGUGGGAAGCGAGUGUGCUCCUACUGUAAUAACAUUCUGGGCAAAGGAGCUGCCAUGAUCAUCGAGUCCCUGGGUCUUUGUUAUCAUUUACAUUGUUUUAAGUGUGUGUCCUGUGAGUGUGACCUCGGAGGUUCUUCCUCAGGAGCCGAAGUCAGAAUCAGAAACCACCAACUGUACUGCAACGACUGCUAUCUCAGAUUCAAAUCUGGACGGCCAACUGCCAUGUGAUGUAAGUCUCCAUAUGAAAGCACUGUUGCAGAUAGAAGAAGAGGUGCUUGCUGCUGAUGUAGAUCUAUAAAUAUGUGUCUGAUGUCUUUUUUGCUCUUUUUUAAAAAAGAAUAACUCUUCUCCUUCUUCUUUUUGCUUUAUUAGAUUAUGUAGGACCAUUAUAGUCUUGGUAGACCCUAUAUUUUUGUUUGUUUAUUUAUAAGAAGGUAAUUUUGUGUGGAAAAAGUGCAGUAUUUACUUUUUUGAAGACAGCAUCAUAAAAGCACAAGGGAAAAAAUAAGAACUUAAAAAUAUUUUUGAGGCUGAUGAUGAUCAAGUUUUGACUAUUUAGUGGUGUUUUGAAGAGGGUAUUUUAUUGUUUUUUUUAAAAAGUUCUUAAAACAUUAUUUGAAAUAGUUAAUAUAAAUAUAUAAUUGUACUUGCUCUGUUUAUUGUAUACUAAGUUAAUGUGGAAACACAUGAAAAUUUUCAUUUAAAUCCAUCCCUAAAUUUGCUUUCUGUAUCCUUUUUUUCCACCUAUGUAAUAUGAUUGAAAGAAAUUUUUAGCUUAUGUAACAUUUUAUUUUGCUUGAUGAGGAGAGCUCAGUUUUCUUCACCAGAACGGUUGCUAAGCAAUUCAGUAGAAAGCUGCUUAUUUUCACUAAUGAAAAAUAACCAUGGUUUGUAUCCUAAAAGUUUUCUUCAGAACCUAAUGAGCCUUUCUGUUCAGCUGCAUUUGUAAAUAAACUUGCUGAUGCAUUUAA
Messenger RNA from Marmota monax (woodchuck), 5886 nucleotides. RefSeq names its product LIM domain 7 (gene Lmo7). The transcript has 34 exons. Bases 65 to 5143 code for a protein of 1692 amino acids. The record is from RefSeq and is a predicted model, not a curated record. Lineage: Eukaryota; Metazoa; Chordata; Mammalia; Rodentia; Sciuridae. Gene Ontology annotation, biological process: regulation of signaling; regulation of cell adhesion. Gene Ontology annotation, molecular function: protein binding.